GAUUGUUUCAGCUGGACAUGAGAUGGCAGUGCAUGCCAGUAGGAGGCUAGUUCUUCAAUGGACAUUCAGAGGAACACCUUGCCGCUUUAUCUCUGGGCUCAACGUCGGCAACCUUGCGCCACAUGUCAAACAACAGACGGUUUCCAUUUCCAGAAACCUCUGUUCGAGACAUGACAAGCACGCCACGGAACACGCAACAGGACCCUGGCGGGUGGAGAUGCUGAGUUCUCUGGUCGAUUUGGGUUUCACCGAGGCACAGGCUGAACAGCUGGCCAGGGGAGCCUCGGACGGUCGAGCGGGCCAUGCUGCUACCCAGCAUCUCUCCACUCUUUCGGCGUUAGUGACUCUGGGUCUGAACCCGAGCAGCGUCCUGAAGGUCGUGGAAAAGUGCCCGGAGCUUCUUCGGGUGAAGGCAGCCCAGCUGCAGCAGCGAGUGGACAACCUGCGCAAACUAGGACUGGUGGAGGGUAGCCUACAGCGGGUAGUGAGCCACUACCCCCAGCUCCUCACCCUGCCCCGCAAGAGGGUCAACAUGGUGUCCCGAUUUCUCCGCGAGAAGUGCCUCUUCACAGGCCAGCAGGUCACAGAGAUUCUCCGGGACACCCCGGCCAUAGUGCAGGAGGACAUGACCCAACUGGAGUACAAGUUUCAGUAUGCCUAUUUCCGGAUGGGCAUCCGGCAGCCGGAGAUGCUGAAGGCCGGCCUCUUCCGCAUCUCCCUGGAGGAGGUGCGCUGCCGCCACGCCUUCCUGGAGCGCCGGGGGUUCUACCAGACCCCCGACAAGAAGGGCCAGACGCGCAUCGUCAACCCCAAACUCAAGGACUUCCUGGCCGUCCCCGAGGACGCCUUCCUGAACCAAGUGGCCCUGGCGACUCGGGAGGAGUUCGAGGUCUUCCGCAAGCUGAUGGCGAAAGAGAUGCUGGAGGAGGAUGAGGAUGAGCUGGAGUCCGGCGACGAGGAUGAUGAGGAUGACGAGGACAGUGAGGAAGGCUAUGAGAGCGAGGGCAGAGGGAGCGCGGGAUACAGGAAGCGAAAGAAAUGACACAGGGGUGUGGUGGGGAGCGAAGAAGAUCACAGCUCUCAGCAACACGAUCGGACAAUAGUGCAGGUCUCUGCAAAGCAAUGUAUGCAGAAUAAAAUGGUUUCCUUGUACUAUGUUGCAAUUUUCUUUUGCUGAGCCUAGUCCGAGUAUGUUCUACGAGUGUCUUGUGUUGAAGUUCUUUUUUUUUCCCCUCAAAGAAUGAUACAAUAUUGGAGUGAAUCAUCAGUGAAUUUAUUCAUUUGUUUCAUGUUUGCCUAUAUUAAAAUCAAAAUCCAUUUUUUUCCAUGUUCAAGUAUGAGAUAAAGCACUGUGAAUAUGUUUUACUGGAAUGCGGUUAAUGAGCCAUGAAUGAGUCGUGACUGAGUGCACAACCCCCU
Messenger RNA from Megalops cyprinoides (Indo-Pacific tarpon), 1419 nucleotides. It is a transcript of the gene mterf4, whose product is annotated as mitochondrial transcription termination factor 4. Gene Ontology annotation, molecular function: double-stranded DNA binding. The transcript is spliced from 4 exons. Gene Ontology annotation, biological process: regulation of DNA-templated transcription. The record is from RefSeq and is a predicted model, not a curated record. Lineage: Eukaryota; Metazoa; Chordata; Actinopteri; Elopiformes; Megalopidae. The coding region runs from base 23 to 1042 and encodes 339 amino acids.